This is a messenger RNA of Leptinotarsa decemlineata (Colorado potato beetle), 1066 nucleotides long. It is a transcript of the gene Idi, whose product is annotated as Isopentenyl-diphosphate delta isomerase. Gene Ontology annotation, molecular function: isopentenyl-diphosphate delta-isomerase activity. The record is from RefSeq and is a predicted model, not a curated record. Gene Ontology annotation, cellular component: cytoplasm. NCBI's taxonomy places the organism in Eukaryota, Metazoa, Arthropoda, Insecta, Coleoptera, Chrysomelidae. Gene Ontology annotation, biological process: isoprenoid biosynthetic process; isopentenyl diphosphate biosynthetic process.
UCUAAUCUGUCAACGUCACGAUGUUUCUAUGUCAGGCUCUUAUUUAAAAUCGUAAAUUGAAAUAUAAAAAUAGUCAACUAAUUUGCAUAAAACUUAAUUAUACAGUACUUUUGUGACACUUAUAACCCAUGAACCUCCUAUAUGUCACCUCAGUUCAGUAGCUCACGUCCUUAGGUGUUACCUUCCGCUCGAAAUGUUAACUCUGACAUUGAGGACUGCGAUCAGCCGCACAGUAGGCAGAGGUUUCGCAAGCUCUUUGGCAAAAUCGAAAGAGCAUUUGGACCCAGUGCAAGAGGCCUCCUUGAACGAAAGGUGCUUCCUGGUCGACGAAAACGACAAAAUCAUAGGACAAGCCAGCAAGAAAGAAUGUCAUUUGGUUCAGAAGAAUGGAGACAUUCCCUUGCAUAGGGCAUUUAGUGUGUUUCUGUUCAAUAAUAAGGGAGAUUUACUGUUGCAAAAGAGGUCGUCCCAGAAGAUUACCUACCCGGAUUGCUACACCAACUCCUGCUGUAGCCACCCCAUAGCGGAUUUCCCGGGCGAAGACGAGGACAAAGACGCUUUGGGUAUCAAAAGGGCGGCACAGCGCCGAUUAAACUACGAACUCGGCAUCCCGGUUGACAGCAUCCCCGUCGAGAAACUCAAUUACGUCACCAGGAUACACUACAAGGACGAGGGUAACGGAAAAUGGGGCGAGCACGAGAUAGACUACGUCCUGUUCCUGCAGGCGGACGUCAAGGUCAAGCCCAACCCCAGCGAGAUAUCGGAGAUCAGCUUUAUCCCUAGGAAUGAGCUGGACGAGUUCAUUCCUACGUUGACGGGUCCUUUGACGCCGUGGUUCCAGAUGAUUCUCAAGCACAGGUUGAGGUUCUGGUGGGAUAAUUUGCAGGAUAUCGAGGCUUUCAGGGAUCACGAUAAAAUCCUCCGGCUCAAGCUUUGAUUUGGGGGAUUUGUUCAUUUUUCUCGCGUGGCAUUAUUAUUGUUUUUACCCAGUUUGUUUUUUCAAGAAGAUUUGAAAUAGUUGUUAAGUAUAUUUAUUUCUAUAUUAUUAAAGUGCAAUUAUACUUUU